Messenger RNA from Sinocyclocheilus grahami, 3465 nucleotides. It is a transcript of the gene brdt, whose product is annotated as bromodomain, testis-specific. Lineage: Eukaryota; Metazoa; Chordata; Actinopteri; Cypriniformes; Cyprinidae. The transcript is spliced from 16 exons. Bases 40 to 2739 code for a protein of 899 amino acids. Gene Ontology annotation, biological process: regulation of DNA-templated transcription; chromatin remodeling. The record is from RefSeq and is a predicted model, not a curated record. Gene Ontology annotation, cellular component: nucleus; chromatin.
AAACACAGAUUGCAUAUUUUUUAUUUAACUGUAAUCUGCAUGUACCUUGUCUUUCAGUUGAAAAAUGGUGUGAAAAGAAAAGCAGACACUACUACCCCUUCUGCCUCUUCCAUCUCCAGCUAUGAGUCGUCCUCUUGUGUAACAGAACCAAAAGUCCUUAAGUUAUUCUCCAGGCGAGGCAGCGGCCGACCCAUCAAACCUCCCUGUAAAGACCUUCCUGAAUCACCACCACAGCAUCAGGUGGGCAGAAGGAACAAACUCUCAGAGAGACUCAAAUACUGCAAUGCCAUCCUGAAAGAGAUGUUUGCCAAAAAGCAUUCUGCUUACGCCUGGCCCUUUUAUAAGCCUGUGGAUGCAAAGGGACUGGGCCUUCUUGAUUAUCAUGAAAUCAUUCACCAACCUAUGGAUAUGAGUACCAUCAAAAAAAAGAUGGAAGCUCGUGAGUACACCGAUGCAUUGCAAUUUGCUGCAGAUAUGCGGCUCAUGUUCUCAAACUGCUACAAAUACAAUCCACCUGGUCAUGAGGUAGUGACCAUGGCAAGGAAACUUCAGGAUGUUUUUGAGUUUCGGUUCUCCAAGAUUCCUGACGAGCCGAGGAAUUCAGCUCCAGCCUCUAGUCAGAACAGAGUAAGGAAGGAGAGAACACACAGUCCGUCCAGCUCUGAGAGCAGUGACAGCGAAUCAUCAUCUCCAUCUGAAAAGUCCUCCGACACAGAAGAGGAUGAAGAGGAGAGAACGCAAAGGCUCGCCAGCCUGGAGGAACAGCUGAAAGCAGUACGAGAGCAGCUCCAGUUACUGACCCAAACACCUCUCCUGAAACCAAAGAAAAGGGAAAAGUCCAAGAAGAAAAGGAAGAAAGAGAGCGAGUCCAGUAAACAAAAAGGUGAAGAAAUUAAGAAACCGGCAAAAAUGCAGAAGAGGUCCAACAGCAAGUCGGCAGGGUGGAAGGAGAGCAGAGCAUAUGACUCUGAGGAAGAGAUGAAUGCUUUACCCAUGUCUUAUGAGGAGAAACGGCAGCUGAGUCUAGACAUUAACAAGCUUCCUGGAGACAAGCUUGGCAAAGUAGUGAAUAUCAUCAAAGCCAGAGAACCCUUGCUCAGGGACACAGACCCUGAGGAGAUCGAGAUCGACUUUGAGACUCUCAAGCCAUCAACCCUUCGAGCUCUUGAGUGUUAUGUUGUCGCUUGCCUCCAAAAGAAACUGAAAGAAACUGACAAAAAGAAGCUCCAGAAGAAGUCUAAAAUCAAGGAAAUGGACAAAGAGCUACAACACACGAAUGAAGAAUCAAAUGAUAAAAAGGCCAAAAUUGAAGCUUUAGGGGAGUUUAAAGAUGCGAGCCAUCCGUCUUGUUUGAGUGAUAGCAGCAGCAGCAGCAGCUCGUCCAGCUCCGACAACAGUUGUAGUGACUCUAGCUCCUCUGAUAGCUGUGACUCUGAUUCAGACCAGAAAGCUAAGAGGAAGCAAAGCAAAGCCCCUGGCCAUGCCCACAAAAAUAAAAACAAGGCAUCGCGGCAGGCCGUUGCUGAGGUAAAGGAUUCUUCUUCUGCCUCAGUCGUGACGUGCCAGUCUCGUCCAGCGUCACUAGUCUCAGAGGAAGACUCCAAAGACAUGUUUGCGUCACAACAAGCAAAGCAUCCUGCAGAGGACAUCAUCAUGGCAAUCCCAGCAUUACACAGCCGACUGCCGCCUCAGCCAUCCAGACCUAGUGACAAAGCUGCUCCGCUACCUCGUAAAACCUGGACUGCCCCUUUACCACUCAACCUACCUCCAGACCAGGCCACCAGUCCUUUAUGUAACACUUCUGCCUCAUCCCCCCGUAAUGACAACACAGCCACCUCACCCAAAUGUUCCCACGUGUCGAUCCCCCCACACCCACCCACUUCACUCCUUUCAGACCCGUUGUUCCCCCGUAGUCCCUUGCUCGAUCCUCUUGACCCGCAGGUCUCUCGGGUUGGCCCCCCAUCGCCUGCUGCCGCAGAAAAGCCUCCAUAUAAGUCUGAGCAGGAAGGCGUCCCUCCUCUUCUGUCACCUCUGACCUCACCUCCUGCAGCCAUGCCCGUCAUAGGAUGUCAGCCUACCUCCAGCUCUCAGUUUGAGCAAUGUAGAUUGUUGUCACCUCUGCAUGAGAGUCCAUUAACCAACAUGAGGGAUGAGCAAAGCUGCCCGGAGACACUGGAAGAGCCCUCUGUUCAGCUGCACAAAAUGCAUGGAGCCAAGGACGAUGGCAGUGAACUAUGCAAGCCCAUUCAAGAUACCAAAUCCAACCUGCCUAAAAAGGAUAUUGUCCUAAAGCAUGCAGACUCCUGGACAAGCCUGGGUAAGAUGGCUACUCAAACUCCUUGCCCAAUCAAAUCAUCCAAGGAAAGUUUCCAGCAGUUUCGCAAAGUAGCCAUGGAGAAAGAGGAACGAGAGAGAGCUCGUAAACUGCAGAUUGAAGCUGGUCGAGAGAAGAGCAACUCCAACAAAAGCGGUCUGACGCAGCAGCUCCAGAAAACCGAGCUGGACUGCCCGCCUUCAAAGCCAGAAGUGGAGUCAGCAGAGCUGCUCCUGAUGGCGGCCAUCUUGGAUACCCCCAAAGCCCCUGAGCCCUGCUCUCUUCCACAGAGCUCUGUAGACCGAGAACGAGAGAUGGCUCGCAAGAGAGAGCAGGAGCGCCGUAGGAGAGAGGCUAUGUCUGGAGUCAUUGACAUGACCAUGCAGAGUGACAUAAUGGCAACCUUUGAGAAGAACUUGGAUUGAUAUAUAAACAAAUAAAAAAAAAUGUGCUUGUGUAUUGCGCUACUGUUCGGUGAACAGUGUAGGCCGUCUUUUCCCUUCCCAGACUUGCUCCAUGAGUCCUGGCGACUGAAACGGGUCUUUAGUCUUUUGACGGGCAAAAAUACUGCAAUACAGCUGCAUCACUUUACAUUUGUACUAAAUUAGCUCUUGUACAAAUAAGAAAACCGUCAAGGACUGACGGUCGUGUAUGAUGUUGUAAGACCAAUAUUUGCUCCAUUAAUAGUGUUGAGUGUAUAUUCUUGAGUUUUCGUUAUUUGGAUCCGUUUGAAGCUUGGAUACAGAAAUGCCUGAACUGAAAUGCUGCCGAUUGUCUGAGGUAGUUUGGAAAGAGAAACAUGUCUGUGGUUUCACAACAGUUUUUGUGUUCUUUAACAUGGUUAGUUUUUUUUUGUUUUUUUUAUACUGAAGAAUGUUUACUUCUCUUGAUUAUUAUUGCUAUCUGAUUCUUUGACACAUUCCAUCGACACUUCUGCUGUAUGAAUAUUGCAUAGCUGGUCUUCUUGCACUAGCUGUUGUGAGAACUGUAAAGGAUAUUCCUGUGCAGGGCCCUGUCCCUGUUUAUCCUACUAGCUGGUAAUUCAUGUAUUUGACGUAAAGCAGCAAUUUAAACAGAAAAUAUGCUGGCUGCGUUAAACCUGUCCUGUUUAAGUUCUAUCUUUUUAUAUAUAUAUAUAUAUAUAUAUAUAU